Naegleria gruberi is the source of this 429-nucleotide messenger RNA. RefSeq lists its product as uncharacterized. The record is from RefSeq and is a predicted model, not a curated record. Bases 1 to 429 code for a protein of 142 amino acids. NCBI's taxonomy places the organism in Eukaryota, Heterolobosea, Eutetramitea, Acrasida, Naegleriidae. The transcript has a single exon.
AUGGGUGAAUUCGUUUGCAUAGAAAAGGAAGACAACUCAUUCUCUGACAUUAAAAUCCCAACAUUUAAUGAAAUUAUUGCACACAACAUUAACACAGAAUGGGCCAAACAAUGUUGCCAAAUUUUCACUGAAUUUGGAAAGAAAGCAAGACGUGAAAGAUCAGAUGUUAAAGAAUUUGUUCUAUUUAAUGUGAGAACAAUUGGCAAAUAUUUAACUGAACUCGCGUUGAAACAAGAGACAGUUGAAACAAUUAGUCAACCAGAAGAAAUUAGAAGACAUCAUCAAGAAAUUCAAUCACUUCUCCAAGAAUAUAUUGAUGAGUUGACUUCAAAGAUUGUUGCUGUCAUUGCAGAGAAAUCAGAAAGCGAGAUUAAGACCAUCAUUAAUGAAGGCACUGGUGCGGAUUAUGGAAUUGGUGGUGAAGAAUAA